ACGAUAACCUAUGGUCAUUUCCCACACAGAGAAGUGGUGGGUGUUGUGAAUAACCUUGCCUGCUGUCAGUAUGGAGUCAACGCCGCUGCUAAAUGCUAGGAAAGAUUCAGAAGACAGAUCCAAGUUGGGAAAUCUCCUCAAGGCCAAUCUCGUGUUCCUGACCUUUCAAUUGGCUGUUUCUAUGAGGGAUCCUGUUCUCUCUCAGUAUCUAUAUCAGCGUUACUUAAGCGAGAUAGUGGACAAUGGGACAGAUACUUCCUCCAACAACGUAACAUCAAAAUGUCUUGUCAACAAAUCAGAUCCUGCAUACCUGAUUCAUGUUCAAGCUAAAGAAAUGAGCAACGACAUAACGGUAAUGUUUGGCUACAUUAGCACACCGAUGCGUAUUAUAAGCUGCAUACUGCUUGGUUCGUACUCUGAUUAUAUCGGGCGACGGAUACUGUUUGUGAUUCCACUGAUGGGCGAAGGUAUUCGCAAUGCGCUGAGUACAGCUGUCAUGUGCUGGGACAUGGACCUGCGAUACAUGUAUAUUGGAGAAGCCAUCGCCGGAAUCACGGCCGGAUAUAGUGGUGUAAGUCUGGCCAGCUAUGUAUAUACCGCGGACAACACACCACCUAAAGCAUCCCGGACGAUUGGAAUGGCUGCUGUAGACUUUACAUCAUACUUCGCUGCUGCUCUUUCUCAAGCUGGAACUGGAUACUUUAUCCAAUAUACGGGCUUUGUAUGGCCAUCCUUUGUGACAGCAGCUCUUGUAUUUCUCACAGUCUUCUUCGUUAUUGUUAUACUUCCUGAGACAGUUCCUCUUGAAAAGAAACAAUCGCCUUGCAUUGCACCAAUUAAAGCUAUUAAGAACGUAUUUGGAUUCUAUUUCUCCAAAGAUUUUGGCAGGAAGAGGUCAUUGUUUUGGAUAGGGUUCAUAGCGUUCUUCAUCACAUAUGCAGGUAUUUCUGGCACCGGAUACAUAGAUUAUAUGCUGCUUCUUAAUCAACCGUUUUGCUGGGGGCCAGAGAUGAUUGGCUACGUCAAAAUGGCGGCCAUGCUACUAUAUCAGUUCCUGACUGUUGGUGUGAUCAAGCUGUUUCACAUGUGCACAGGGGACGAGAUGAUCGCCAUUUUGACGGCACUGGUGAAUGGGGGAUCCAACGUUCUUCACGGCCUCGCCUACACUGAUUACAUGAUAUAUGCACAAACUGUUCUGGCAGGACUAGCCGCUCCCUUGUUGCCAGUUAUCAGGGGGAUUGUGUCCAGGAUGGCCCCAGCAGACGUCCAGGGUUCUUUGUUUGCGGGACUGACUGUGGCGGAAGUUGUGUCGAGUACGACGGGGCUGGCAGUUUACGGAGCGGUGUAUGAUGCAACCGUGGAGACGAUGCGCGGUUUCGUCUAUUUCACGUGUGGUGGAACACAUGUCCUGACAGCCAUCAUACUUGUGGUGUUUUACUGCGUGGCGCCAGGUAUACUGCGCAAGAUCAAAACGGAGGCUGUCAUCAUUAACGACCAGGACGAGAGGGAUCACGUGGUCACACCGCCCUAGAAGCCAGUUGUGGACUCGGAGGUGUAAUGUCGGCUCUAGGACACUGUCUAAAUCAUUCCUACAUGGACACUGAAAUUUUAUUAGUGGAAACAAAACCUUUCUUUAUUGCUGAAUUUUAGUAUAUUAAAUACAGAUGCGCGAUCUGAUUACAGAACAGUUACACUGAAUGAUUGCAUGUUCAGAUUAUGUCAUAUAUACCAGUUUGCUUUAUGAAAUCAAGCACUGCUUUUUGAAUCGACUCGUGCAGCAGAUAAGGCUCCAGCGUUGAUAUACGGUUUACCUCCCUUUGACUUCAGCAGGCAUGCUGAUAUCAAUAUCAACAUUUGAGAGUCGAUCCAUGUUGUACCGCAGAUCUACAGUAUUUGUUGAACAGUAUAUUUGUACCAUUUCAUCAGCUCUUACACAAAAUACACACCAUUGCCGAUUCGCAUUCUUGUAUAAUAAACAUUACAGUAUGUUGCGAUCAGUUCACGACUUGUAAAUAGUGUUUGUACAAGUUCGCAGAUGACGUACUGUUUGGGUAUUGUGGAAACUAGUACUCUUUGGAGGCAUGCUUUAAUACCCAUACAUUUUAGACAAUUAGCUGCUUUUUAACGUUUUUUCAACUUUUGGGGCCGUUUAUGUUAGAUUUUAUUUGUAACAAAUAUUGGUAAUGUUUUAUGAUGUAUUUAUGUUAUUAUUAUGUUUCACCAAUACAUUUUCGACUUUCAUUCAAGAAACAUCUAUGAUGACAAAUUACAUUUGAGAUUAAAACGAAUCGAUUAUAUUACUUUUAUGUGUAUUUACAUGUUCAUUCGUAGUAUGUGACGGUUACUUAUUUUUUCAUAUCUUAAGGCGAGCCGACCUAUCAUUAUACUGAAAAUAAUUGUGUGAGCGCGGUUUCCAUACGUCACAAAUCAUCUACCAAUGAAAUCCUAAAGUGCGUAAAGAUUCUAAUUUUCAAGUUAGACAAUAAAUAUUACUUUCUACCUAGUGUAGAGUUUGAAUAAAUAAUUUACUGCAUAGGUGUAAGCAACUGCUUUUCUGCAAUGGUAAUUUCGCCACUGGAUACGAUAAUAAACUAUCAAACACUACACCUCGCCUGACCACCCGAUCCAUUAAGUCCCUCGUGUAUAGGUAACCGGGACCGUAGAGUGAUAGUAAUGAUGAUGAUUAUGAUACAAGACAAUGAAGGCAAUGAUAAUAUUAUUCGGAAUGUCGAAUGUUAAUUUCAACAAUAACGUGCUCUGUUCUGCACUGUGUAUGUUACAUAAAUGGGGUCUUUGAUUUAGGGUCUUUGAAUACACAAACAUAUGUCAGGUAAUAAACAAUUGUAAGUGAAAUAUCUAACUUAUCAGUGACAAAAAUGAUGUCCGUUGCAAUUCCCUAUUUUGACUUGUACCACAUGCACCCGUGUUUUUUUCAGGUGAACAAUUGACUUGCCUUUUCUUGUGUUUGUGACGGGUGCCAC
Haliotis rufescens (red abalone) is the source of this 2981-nucleotide messenger RNA. Its product is annotated as solute carrier family 46 member 3-like. Gene Ontology annotation, molecular function: transmembrane transporter activity. The coding region runs from base 71 to 1531 and encodes 486 amino acids. Gene Ontology annotation, biological process: transmembrane transport. The transcript is spliced from 4 exons. The record is from RefSeq and is a predicted model, not a curated record. Gene Ontology annotation, cellular component: membrane. NCBI's taxonomy places the organism in Eukaryota, Metazoa, Mollusca, Gastropoda, Lepetellida, Haliotidae.